Molecule: messenger RNA, 3399 nt
Organism: Sarcophilus harrisii (Tasmanian devil)
Lineage: Eukaryota; Metazoa; Chordata; Mammalia; Dasyuromorphia; Dasyuridae
Product: zinc finger protein 665-like
Exons: 4
Coding region: 107-2884 (925 amino acids)
Biological process (GO): negative regulation of transcription by RNA polymerase II
Molecular function (GO): DNA-binding transcription repressor activity, RNA polymerase II-specific
Source: RefSeq, a predicted model, not a curated record
UGGGGGGUGAGCACGAGCGCGCUUCUCCCGGGCCCCCCUCACGGAGGGAGAAGGGGUCCGCGCCCUCCUCAGUAAUUAUGCAAAUGAGCUAACGCAGAACUUAGACAUGCACUUUUCCCUCCGGAAUUUCCCGUCACAUCCGGGUCUCUUUCCUGCACCGACCGCACAGGUCACCCCCAGCUCCUCCGCAAAGGCUCGGGACGCUGCUGAAAUCGACAUAAAGUCUUUACAGCGUCAAAAAAGGCCUCCUAGUGACGUCACUCUCGCCUCUGCCCCUGGGCCGCUGAGCCGCAGGGCAUGCCGGGAGUCCCCGGGGCGCAGGCGCCGCUUCCCCGGUCCCAGGGCAGCUGGAACAGGACCCAAGCCUGGAAACAGAGACAUGGCCCCCGGCAGCUGGAGCCCCGCGUCCCAGGAAUUGGUGACAAUCAAGGAUGUUGCGGUGGACUUCACUGAGGAGGAGUGGGAUCUCCUGGACCCUUCUCAGAAGGAGCUCUACAAGGAAGUCAUGAUGGAGAUUGUCCAGAACCUGCUGUCCCUGGAUGUAAAAACUGGGUUCACAGUAAAUGAGAUGAGUAAAAAUCUGGGCAUUUUUGUGGAAGAACACGAUCUGCAAAGAUUCAUAGAUGAUGCUCCCUUUGACUUCAAUUUGAAGGAAUUGCAUAAUUUUAUUCUCAAAGAAGAUAAAUAUCCAAAGAGUGAUUGUGAACUGUAUGAAAUUGGAAAGAGAUUCAGAUGGUCUUCUGUUCUAAAUCACAGCAGGAAAAUGACCUCAGGAAGUGAUUACCUUCAAGGUAGUGAAUACAAGAAAGGCUUCACUGAAGAGGUAGAGCCAUUGGUUCCAGGUAAUCAAUGGGAUAUAGCUGUGAAGUGCAGUUCAGACCUCACUGGGCAUCAGAAAAGUGAUACUGAAAAAAUACUUUCCAUAAGUAAUAAUGUUGAGAAGGCUGUCAGUCAAAACUCUAAUCUCCUUACUCAUCAGCAAAUGCAUAUUGGAAAAGAACUUGAGGAACAUAAUGUAUGUGAAGUAUCCUCAUCCUAUCACUCAUCUCUUCUUUACUGUCCUGCAAUUAAAAGAUCUGCUUGUGAUCAGUGUGGGAAAGUCUUUGGUUGGAAUCCAGCUCUUGAUAGCUCGCAGAAGGCUCAUACAGGAGAGGUAUCUCAUAAAUGUACUGAAUGUGGGAGAGCUUUCCAUUAUACCUCAUUCCUGCUGAACUAUCAGAGAAUCCACUCUAGAGAGGAGCCUUAUUUAAGUCUUCAAUGUGGAAAGCCUUACAUAUGCAAUCAAUGUGGAAAAACUUUUAAAAAUAUCUCCUGUCUAGCAAAACAUGAGAAAACCCACACUGGAGAGAAACCUUUUAAAUGUAAUCAAUGUGGAAAGACUUUCUCUCAGAGGGCCCAUGUUGCUUUACACCAGAGAAUCCACACUGGAGAGAAACCUUUUAAAUGUAAUCAAUGUGGAAAGACUUUUAGAUUCAGUGCCAAUCUUGCCAGACAUCAGAGAAUCCACACUGGAGAAAAACCUUUUGAAUGCAAUCAGUGUGGAAAGACUUUCACAUGCAAUGCCAGUCUUGCUACACAUCAGAGAAUCCACACUGGAGAGAAACCUUUUAAAUGUAAUCAGUGUGGAAAGACUUUCACAUGCAGUGGCAGUCUUGCUGCACAUCAGAGAAUCCACACUGGAGAGAAACCUUUUAAAUGUAAUCAAUGUGGAAAGGCUUUCACAUGGAGGUCCUAUCUUGCUUUACAUCAGAGAAUCCAUACUGGAGAGAAAUCUUUUAAAUGUGAUCAGUGUGGAAAGGCUUUUACAUCCAGCUCUGAUCUUGCUAGACAUAAGAGAACACACACUGGAGUGAAACUUUUUAAAUGCAAUCACUGUGGAAAGGCUUUCACAGUGAAGGGCAGUCUUGCUACACAUCAGAGAAUCCACACUGGAGAGAAACCUUUUAAAUGUAAUCAAUGUGGAAAGACUUUUACAUGCAGUGCUAGUUUUGUUGCACAUCAGAGAAUCCACACUGGAGAGAAGCCUUUUAAAUGUAAUCAGUGUGGAAAGACUUUCACAUGCAGUGCCAGUCUUGCUGCACAUCAGAGAAUCCACACUGGAGAGAAACCUUUUAAAUGUAAUCAAUGUGGAAAGGCUUUCACAUUCAGCUCUGAUCUUGCUAGACAUAAGAGAAUACACGCUGGAGUAAAACUUUUUAAAUGUACUCACUGUGGAAAGGCUUUCACACAAAGUGCCAAUCUUGCUGCACAUCAGAGAAUCCACACUGGAGAGAAAGCUUUUAAAUGUAAUCAGUGUGGAAAGGCUUUUACACGAAGUGCCAACCUUGCUGCACAUCAGAGAAUCCACACUGGAGAGAAACCUUUUAAAUGUAAUCAAUGUGGAAAGGGUUUCACAUCCAGCUUCGAUCUUGCUAGACAUCAGAGAAUCCACACAGGAGAGAAACCUUUUAAAUGUAAUCAAUGUGGAAAGGCUUUCACGUCCAGCUCCGAUCUUGCUAGACAUCAGAGAAUCCACACUGGAGAGAAACCUUUUAAAUGUAAUCAGUGUGUAAAGACUUUCAAAUGCAGUGCAAGUCUUGCUGCACAUCAGAGAAUCCACACUGGAGAGACACCUUUUAAAUGUAAUCAAUGUGGAAAGGCUUUCACAUCCAGCUCCGAUCUUGCUAGACAUCAUAGAAUCCACACUGGAGAGAAACCUUUUAAAUGUAAUCAGUGUGGAAAGGCUUUCACAUUCAGCUCCAAUCUUGCUAGACAUCAGAGAAUUCAUACUGGGGAGAAACCUUUUAAAUGUAAUCAGUGUGGAAAGACUUUCACAUGCAGUACCAGUCUUGCUGCACAUCAGAGAAUCCACGCAGGGGAGAAACCAUUUAAAUGUAAUCAAUGAGGAAAGGCUUUCACAUCCAGCUCCGAACUUGCUAGAUAUAAGAGAACACACACUGGAGUGAAACUUUUUAUAUGUAAAAAGUGUGAAAAGGCUUUCAUAGCAAGAGCUAGUCUUACUGCACAUCAGAGAAUCCACACAGGAGAGAAACCUUUUAAAUGUAAUCAAUGCGGAAAGUCCUUUAUAUCCGUGAAACUUUUUUUUUCUAUUUUGGAUAGGACAGAUUAACAGUGGGAAUUAUACUAGCCAUAGGAUUGUUCCUCCUUUGAUCCUCUAAUCUAAAAUAAUAAGGAAUGCAUUAUUACAAUAAUAAUACAUGCAAUAAAACAGAAGGACUGGGAAAGCCUUGAAAAAUGGUUUAUUAAAUUCAUUAUAACUGAAGAAAGAAAUUCAGGGUUUGCAGAUUUGUUUCUUGAAAUAUUUUUCUGUAAAUUUAAAAUGUUCAUUUGAUUUCAUUUGUAUGAAUUUCAAAAUUAAAAAGGAAAUCAGAUAUUGAUGGUUUCCUGUUAUCAUUUUCA